Armigeres subalbatus is the source of this 1037-nucleotide messenger RNA. RefSeq lists its product as uncharacterized. The coding region runs from base 115 to 894 and encodes 259 amino acids. The record is from RefSeq and is a predicted model, not a curated record. NCBI's taxonomy places the organism in Eukaryota, Metazoa, Arthropoda, Insecta, Diptera, Culicidae. The transcript has 3 exons.
ACUACGAGAAGCUUUAUAUAAAGCCUAUGAAUUUCUGCCCAACUAUCAGUAGUUUCCUACACUCCCUUGGCUGAAACAUAUUGUGUUCAAAUAGAUCAAAGCGAACAUUCAAUCAUGUUUAAGGUGUCGUGUCUUCUGGUCCUGGUUGCUGUGAGUGUGUCCGCGGAACCGACUCUCAAGAAACUGCUGCUGAAACGCCUGUUGCUGAAACACCUUCAAGGUCCUUCUCUCGUUGCGCCCAUUGCCUAUGCCGAGCAUCCUUUAUCAUAUGUUCAGUCAGCUCCAGUUUCAUAUUCUCAGCCCAUCAGUUUCGGUCACUCGGCUCCAGCGUACUUAGAAUCUGGACCAGGUCCAGAAGUGUUUUCGAGUCGCCACCUGUCACUACCAUCUUCAGGAUCAGCAUUUGUGCAUCAUCCCGAAGUAGUUCAUGAAGCUCCGCAUGUGAACUUUCACUCUGCUCCUGUGCCAGCUGCCACUUACGGGCCUCCUGCUGUUUCCUUCGAUGCUGCACCCCAGCUUGCUGUCAGCCAUGAAGCUCCAGUUGAACAGUCCUACAACUUCCAGCCAGCCCCUCAUCCAAUUUCCUGCCAGUCCUCUCACGAGCCCAUCUCUUUCCACUCCUCUCAGGAGCCUAUCUCAUUCCAGCCCUCUCAACAGCCCAUCUCAUUCCAGCCCUCUCAACAGCCCAUCUCAUUCCAAUCCUCUCAAGAGCCCAUCUCGUUCCAGUCCUCUCAACAGCCCAUCUCAUUCCAAUCCUCUCAUGAGCCCAUCUCAUUCCAAGGAGCCCAAGAGUCCAUCGGAUUGCAGGCCUCAGCACAGCCCAUCUCCUACGAUGCCAGCGUUCCUCUGCAACAGUCUAAGGGAAUCGAACUGACCAAGCGUAUCUUUUUCUAGAUGUUAAACACUGCAAAAACAGAUUGCGUUGAACCAAAUCCCUUUUAGCUCUAGAAACAAUAGGUCAAAUAUACCAAAAGUGUAGGAUAGACGCGCAUAGAAGAUGCCAAACUACUGCAAAUAAAGUGUAUUUUAAAAUAUGA